Messenger RNA from Carassius gibelio (silver crucian carp), 2108 nucleotides. Its product is annotated as tripartite motif-containing protein 16-like protein. Gene Ontology annotation, molecular function: protein binding. The transcript has 6 exons. Lineage: Eukaryota; Metazoa; Chordata; Actinopteri; Cypriniformes; Cyprinidae. The record is from RefSeq and is a predicted model, not a curated record. Bases 67 to 1644 code for a protein of 525 amino acids.
CCAGGAAAUGACUUUGCUGUUUCUGGAGAUAACGUGAAGCACAGCAGAUGGUCCCUCUUUCACACGAUGGCAGAAGCAAGUAUUCCAGUGGAUCAGGUUGACUUCAUGUGUCCAGUGUGUCUGGCUCUGCUGAAGGAUCCAGUGGCCAUUCCCUGUGGACACAGUUACUGUAAGAUCUGUAUUACAGACUGCUGGGAUCAGGAGGAUCAGAAGAGAGUCUACAGCUGUCCUCAGUGCAGACAGACCUUCAGUCCAAGACCUGCUUUAGCUACCCAUGUGCUGCUGGCAGAAAUGCUGGAGAAACUGAAGAAGACCAGGCUCCAAACCGCUGACUGUUCCUCUGGAUCUGGAGAUUUGGAGUGUGACAUCUGCACUGGGAAGAAACUCAAAGCUGUCAAGUGCUGUCUGGUGUGUCUGAACUCUUACUGUCAGAAUCACCUCCAACAACACCAGAGAUCGUUCAGAGGCAAGAAACACAAACUGACCAAUGCCACUGGACGACUGCGGGAGACGAUCUGCCAGAAACAUGAAAAACAGAGGAUUCUGAAGGAGACACAAGUGAAAUAUCAGGAGAGAAUCCAGCAGAGAGAGAAAGAGUUGAAGGAGCUGAGAGCAGAUGUGGAGUCUCAUAAGCGCUCUGCACAGACAGCAGUGGAGGACAGUGAGAAGAUCUUUACUGAGCUCAUCCGCUCCAUUGAGAAACAUCGCUCUGAGGUGAUGAAGAUGAUCAGAGAUCAGGAAAAGACUGCAGUGAGUCGAGCUGAAGAACAACUGGAGCGACUGGAGCAGGAGAUCAAUGAUCUGAGGAGGAGAGACGCUGAGCUGGAGCAGCUUUCACACACACAGGAUCACAUCCAUUUUCUUCUUGACCUGCAGAGUUUCUCUGUGCCUCCUGAAUCCACAGAGCAGCCCUUUACCAUCAGCUCUCACCUCACUUUCAAUCAUGUGAAGAAAUCGUUUUCUAAACUGAAAGAAAAGCUGGAGGAUUUCCGCAAAGAGAUUGAACAGAUUUCUAACAGAGUAACGUGCAGUGAAAUCAAUUGCCUCAAAGAACCGAAGACCAGGCCAGAGUUCCUGCGAUAUAGCAGGAUUCUUACUCUGGAUCCAGACACAGUGAAUAAAUACAUCCAUCUGUAUGAGGGAAACAGAGCAGCUAAAAGCACUGAAACAGUCCAGUCGUAUCCUGAUCAUCCAGACAGAUUUGAUGUGUGUCGUCAGGUGUUGUGUAGAGAGAGUGUGUGUGGACGCUGUUACUGGGAGAUUGACUGGAGUGGAAAUGAUGGUGUGGAUAUAUCAGUGUCAUAUAAGAGCAUCAGCAGGAAAGGACACGGUGAUGAGUGUGCUUUUGGAUUUCGAGAUCAUUCCUGGAGUUUGAUCUGUCGUCCCACCAGUUACUCAAUCUGGCACAAUUCCCAAUGGAAUCUUAUCCCUGUAUUUCCCAUCAUCAGUAGAAUAGGAGUGUAUGUGGAUCACAGAGCAGGAACUCUGUCCUUCUACAGCGUCUCUGACACAAUGAACCUCAUCCACACAUUCCAGACCACAUUCAUGCAGCCGCUCUACCCUGGGUUUUAUGUUUAUAAAGGAUCAUCUGUCAAACUCUGUGAUCUGACAGAAGAGAUCAUGCCUGUUCAAACUUAUUUUUGAGCCAAGUGGAUUUUAAAAUGCAGCCUCCAAAUGAUAAAUAGCCAAAUAUUUUAUAUACAUAUUUGAUACUAUCACACCAGUGUUGGGCAGUAACUAUUGGCAGUAAUAUGACUUUUUGCAAAUAUGACUAGUAGUGUAACUAAUUACUAACAAGAUUUUAGUAAUAUGACAGUUACUAUCAAUAAAUCAGCUUUUUACUUUGAUUUACUUUACGUUUGAUGCCUCUACCCCAUCUGAUUUAAAAUCCAGCAAUCCAAUAAUUCCUAAAAUUGAUCUUCAUCAUUUUCAUACAAGUACAUGAAAAGCUUACAUUCAGUGGAUGGAAAUAUUGCCAUUACAUUGAUUUUGUCAAGAGAAAAGAUGAUCUGAUGUGUAAUUUGUGUCAUUACUUUGGCCUUAAAACUCACUGAUCCUGAUAGAAACUGUAAAAAACCUUUGUUGAGAAUAAAUAAUUUGCUUAUGAA